AUGAAUAAUGAUACAGUGGACAAACUGGUCAUCUUCCUAGCAAAGAGAGAUGGCAUUGACAAGCUUGUUAAGACCUUCCAAUAUGUCUCUAAGCUUGUCCACUGGCAUGUUGAGGCUAAAAACCCAGAAAUUGCUCAAAGAGCAAAGCAGUGGGAAGUUGCCUCUGGCCUAAGCCGGAAGGCUUUUCGAACCGGCCGGUUUCUCACAGGAUUCAAUGCAUUGAGAAGAAGCCCUGGCUCCACGCCUACCCUUCGGUUCCUUGCUGUUCUUGCUAAUGCAGGGGAAAUGGUCUACUUCUUUUUUGACCACUUUCUUUGGCUCUCUAGAAUUGGAACCCUGAACCCAAAUUUGGCCAGGAAGAUGAGUUUUAUAUCAGCCUUUGGUGAGUCGUUUGGAUAUAUCUUCUUCAUCAUAUCUGAUUUCAUUGCAUUGAAGGAGGGGCUAGAGGCAGAGAGAAAGCUUGGUGCUUUGGAGGACAACAAGUCCAGAGACAAGAAGAUUGAGAGUUUGAGAAAGAUUAGGAGUGAUAGAGUGAUGAGGUUAAUGGCAGUUGCAGCUAAUGUUGCAGACUUGUUCAUUGCAGUGGCGGAUAUUGAGCCUAACCCCUUCUGCAACCACACUGUGACUCUUGGGAUCAGUGGGCUAGUCUCUGCUUGGGCUGGUUGGUACAGAAACUGGCCCUCAUGA
Molecule: messenger RNA, 687 nt
Organism: Prunus armeniaca (apricot)
Lineage: Eukaryota; Viridiplantae; Streptophyta; Magnoliopsida; Rosales; Rosaceae
Source: the annotation of a GenBank genome assembly